GGCAGAUUCCGGAACGGGAUGUCAGGGAGGCAUUUCGGGCCGGGAGCGCCCGGACCCGAUUAGCUGCGGGACUCAUCCUGGUUACCUUGGUAACCAGCGUCGCGGUCGGUCUGGAAGCUGCUGCUGAGACCCAAGAGCCUAUUUAACUCAAUCAUGGAGACAUCUUCGAAGGGUCUGUUUACACAAGCUAAUCAGUUAUGGAACCUCCUAGAUGAUCUUGCUGAAAGUAACCCUGAGAGCUAUAAGAAAUUCAUUAACCAGCAGCUGAAAGAAGGCAAAGAGCUCUGGGCUGCCCCAGAACCACAGUUCUGCCUUGAGACCAGGAUCUUGAAACCAAAGGAGAAAAAGCUUUUUAUCAAUCUCUGUCAGUGGAAAAGGAUCCCAUCUCCCGAGUCAGCCACUCAUCCAGUACCUAUAAGUGUUGGCCGACCAGAAGAUAUGUCUGAAACAUCAGAUAUUUACACGGUCAUCGAUGUUGCCUUCAAUCCUGAGGUCCUUGAGGCAGCAGAAAAUAACCAAGUUAGAAAAAAGGAAUUAAUACAAAUGGUCAUCAAAUGCAUCGAAGAAAAACUGCACUUCACCCUCUCUCAGUCUUACCAUAUUACCAAUUUUAGAAUAAAAGGGAAUAUCCAAAGGACAAAACAAAAUCUGAUGGGAAUCCAAACAGAUUUACGAGAGAAAACAAGAAAAGAACUAACACUGGAACAGAUAAGCAGCAAUACUAUAAGCAGUUCAGAUUACUUACCUCAACUUUUACUGACAAAAGAGCAAAAUUCCAACAAAGCAAAGUAUUUGAUAGAAGAGAUUUCCAGUACAGAAAUCCAAAUGGAGGUGAAGGAACCAGUAUAUGAACUAAAAAUUAUUGAAGAACAGAAUAAGAAGCCUCAAAAAAUUGAAUUAAAGGUUGAAUUACCUGGUAUUAAUUCAGUCUCUCUCUGUGACCUUCACGUUUCUGAGGAUGAUUUAUUGAUGGAGGUCUCUGAGAAGUACAGACUGCAUCUGAAUCUCCCAGAACCUGUGGAUGUUGAAAUGACUACAGCAAAAUUUAUCAAAGACAAAGCAACACUAAUUGUGACAAUGCCAUUGGCACAAGAGAGGAGCAGCAUGUGAUUCAAAAGUUCAGUGCUGAAGUGAUGUGAAUCUAGAAUCUUCAUUGUGACUGAAGAGGAGGUAGUGGUUUAUCUUAAUAGUUUCCUAUUUUCUAGAAUCCUUUUGAUAGAACGAGAUUUUCUCAACAACUAUUUGCUUUCCUUAAAAACUUAUCCUUGCUUCUAAGUUUGGUAGCAAGUAGAAACUAGUAAAAAAUGGCAUUGCUUUGAUAUAUUGGUCCUUUUGUUGAUUGGGAGGGCACACCCAACAGUGCUCAGGGAUCACUUUUGGUGGGGCUCGGGAAACUAUAUGUGGUCCUGUGUGCAAGGCAAACACCCUACCCACUGCACUACCAUUCUAGCCCUGUCACUGUUAUCAUCCCAUUGCUCAUCAAUUUGUUCAAGCGGGCACCCGUAACGUCUCAUUGAAAGACUUAUUGUUACUGUUUUUGGCAUAUCCAAUACACACAGGAAGCUUGCCAGGCUCUGCCGCUCAAGCUCGAUACUCUCGGUAGCUUGCCAGGCUCUCCGAGAGGGGUGGAGGAAUCGAACUCGGGUCGGCCGCAUGAAAGGCGAAAGCCCAACCGCUGUGCUAUUGUUCCAGCCCUAGAAAAUAAAAAUAUAUUGGUCUAAAGUAACUUCAACAUCAUUUUGGAAAAUUCUGUUUCUAACAUGUGAUAACUCUUGUUUUACUGUUUGAAGAAAAACCUAUUAAAUUUUUUAAUCAAGGCUUGAAAGAUAUCUUAACAGGCUGAAAGCAUGAUUGCAUCCAGGAACCCAGGGAUUGAGCACCACAUGGUCUCUAAAACAGUGCCAGCAUUAACCCCAAAUCAUAGAGCCAGAAGCCUCGAAGCACUCCUUAACCCUCAAAAAUCUUAUAAUGCUUUCUCCUUUUUCUACAAAAUUACUAUCAAAUGUUAUUUCCUCAAAAUAUGCAUACCUAGGGGGCUACAGGAUGGCUCAAAGGACUGGUACAGUGUGUAGGAGCCCUGGGUUCCAACCUAGGACUUUACAGUCUCCUGCACCCCUGGAAGUAGUGCCCCAAGCACGGUGGAUUUGGCCCAAUAGAAACAAAACAAAAAGCUCCCACACCUAACUAUACAGAGCUGGCUCAAUCUCAACUCGUGCUCUUUCAGCAGUUACACGUCUCUUAAGGUCAGCAGCUAAACUUUGUAUACUAGUUAAUAAAUGCUAGUCAUGAUGAAUAUGCUUAAUAUUAAAUUUAUAUCCUAUUCCCAAAAUGCUUUUGCAUAUGCUUGGUUGCAGUCCUUACUGGGAUCACAUUAUUUUCAGUUGUGGUCCACCAGAGGUUUACAUGCUUUGUUUUAGCACCCCAGCUGGAGCGAUAGCACAGCGGUUGGGCGUUCACCUUUCACGAGGCCAA
Molecule: messenger RNA, 2472 nt
Organism: Sorex araneus (European shrew)
Lineage: Eukaryota; Metazoa; Chordata; Mammalia; Eulipotyphla; Soricidae
Gene: PIH1D2
Product: PIH1 domain containing 2
Exons: 6
Coding region: 154-1110 (318 amino acids)
Biological process (GO): box C/D snoRNP assembly; rRNA processing
Cellular component (GO): R2TP complex; ribonucleoprotein complex; cytoplasm
Source: RefSeq, a predicted model, not a curated record